Drepanopeziza brunnea f. sp. 'multigermtubi' MB_m1 is the source of this 2337-nucleotide messenger RNA. NCBI's taxonomy places the organism in Eukaryota, Fungi, Ascomycota, Leotiomycetes, Helotiales, Drepanopezizaceae. The record is from RefSeq and is a predicted model, not a curated record.
AUGAAGCUCCUCUUCCCCACGGCAUCAUGUUUGCUUUUUGCAGUUAUCAGUGCUGCGACCACCCCUCUCUACAAGGACCCCUCGGCGAGUAUCGAUGACAGAGUCGCAGACCUGCUGUCCCGAAUGACAAUCGAGGACAAGACCGCGCAGAUGGUGCAGGGAGAUAUUGGUAACUGGGUCGACAUGACCACCAACGUCUUCAACGCCACGGGCCUCGCCUGGAACAUGGCCAACCGAGCCGGCCAAUUCUACGUUGGAUACCCUUCUCCCCAACAAUGGAUCAGCGAAGGCAUCAAGAAGGCUCAAGAAUACCUCGUGCACAACACCACUCUCGGUAUCCCAGCGCUGGUCCAGAGCGAAGGGAUACACGGCUUCCUCGCCCGUGAUGCGACCAUCUUCAACUCGCCCAUCGGCCUGGGCUCCUCGUGGAAUCCGGGCCUGAUCGAGAAGAUGGGCGCGGCGAUCGCGCAAGAGGCGCUCGCUCUGGGCGUGAACCAGAUCUUUGCUCCGGUUGCGGAUCUCGCGCGAGAGCUGCGUUGGGGCCGCGUGGAGGAGACGUUCUCCGAGGAUGGCUUCCUCAGUGGAGAGAUGGGCUACUCGUACAUCAUAGGCAAGAAUUGGCCGAACCCAGGGAUGCAGGCGAACAACGUGAGUGCGAUGGUGAAGCACUUUGCGGCAUUCGGGAGCCCCGAGCAGGGACUCAAUGUCGCUCCGACCCACGGAGGUGAGCGGCAACUCCGUACGACGUAUCUGCCUUCGUAUAAGAGACAGAUCAUGGAUGCGGGUGUCUACGCGAUCAUGUCUGCCUACUCGUCAUAUGAUGGUGUCCCCAUGGUCGCCAACUACCACGUUCUGACGGAGAUUCUGCGAGAGGAGUGGGGAUACCAGUAUUUUGUGACGACUGAUGCAGGAGCAACGGAUCGUCUCUGCAAUGCUUUUAAGAUGUGCCGAGAAAGGCCAGUCGACAAGGAGGCUAUAACGCUCUAUGAGGCAUUACCUGCCGGUAACGACGUGGAGAUGGGUGGGGGAUCCUACAGCUAUUCCAACAUUCCCGAACUGGUCGAGUCCGGGAAGCUCGACAUCGGUAUCGUCGACGAGGCCGUCUCCCGGCAGCUGAGAGCGAAGUUCGCCAUGGGUCUCUUCGAGAACCCCUAUAUGGGGCUCUCAGCCAACUUGACCGCUACGAAAAUCCAUACUCGGGAGAAUAUUGCUCUGGCGCGCGAGAUAGACGCCGAGUCCAUCAUCCUUCUCGAGAACCACGAUGACGUUCUCCCGGUCUCCAAGGAUGCUCACGUGGCGGUCAUUGGCCCUAUGGCUCACGGCUACAUGAACUAUGGCGAUUAUGUUGUGAAUGGAAGCCAGUACCGAGGGGUGACUCCGCUCGAUGGUAUCAGGGCCGCAAGCAGAGGAGUGGUGACAUACGCUCAAGGCUGCGAGCGAUGGUCCAACGACCAGUCCGGAUUCGCAGAGGCCGUCAGCAUAGCAUCAGCGGCCGAUGUAGCUGUCGUCGUCGUUGGAACAUGGUCGCGCGAUCAGUACGAGCUCUGGUCCGGCCUCAACGCCACAACGGGCGAACACAUCGACGUCGCCUCGCUCAACCUCGUCGGCGCCAUGCCGCACCUGGUCCGAGCCAUCAUCGACACGGGCAAGCCCACCAUUGUCGUCUUCUCCUCGGGGAAGCCCAUCACAGAGCCCUGGAUCUCCACCGACGCCUCGGCUCUCAUCCAGCAAUUCUACCCGUCCGAAGAAGGGGGUAAUGCCCUCGCCGACAUCCUGUACGGAGACGUCAACCCCAGCGGGAAGCUGUCCGUCGGAUUCCCGUACGACGUCGGCACGCUGCCCAUCUACUACGACUACCUGAAUUCCGGCCGCCAGACUAACCCCGGGAUGGAGUACCCCAACGGGACGCUCGACUUCGGGUCGAGCUACGUGCUCAACACGCCGGCACCCCUCUACGAGUUCGGGUUCGGCAAGUCGUAUUCCACUUUCCAAUACUCGGAUUUCAAGCUCUCCCAGACCACUGCCACCGCCACCGACACCAUCACGGCCUCCGUCACGAUCACGAACCAGUCUGCGCGAGACGGUAAGGAGGUGGUGCAGCUCUACGUCAAGGAUCUGAUCGCCAGCGUUGAAGUACCCAACAUCCAGCUGAGGGGGUUCUCUAAAGUCUUGGUCAGGGCCGGGGAGUCGGUCUCGGUCGAGAUUCCGCUGAAGGUCCACGAUUUGGGGUUGUGGGACUUGAGGAUGAAGUAUGUCGUUGAGCCUGGAGAUUUCCUGAUUUUAGUCGGGAGCUCGAGUGCGGACUUUAGGGCAAAUGCUACGCUCACUGUAUCGUAG